AUGCCCUCCGAAACAGAACCCCUCCUCCCGCGGUAUGACGACGAAACCGCCCGUCAGCGCCGUCUCCACCAAAAGCUACACACCUACCAGAUGCUCCGCGCUAUGGCAGAAGGCUACAUGCCCUCCACUGAGCAAACCAUCGCCAAUCUGCGGACCCUACUAGCGUCAGACGUGUUGAAUCUGCGUAAUCAGGAUAUCGGAUCCGUUGGUCGGUUACUGGUGCGCGAUGCUAGGCUGUUGAUUACGGUGUUGAUUGAAUUCUUGCGGGAGAAGAACGAGGGGGAUCUGUUGCAGGAGUUUUUGUGGAGGUUGGCGAGAUCGAGGGUGGAGGUUGAUGCUGGGCGGGUCGUGGGGAGUGCUAAACGCGUCAAGGCGCGUGCGGAUACUAAAGCAGCAUAUGAUAGCUUUCGCACGGUGGGCAGUUUACUCCUGACGAAUGCCGAUUUCCGUCUCUUUGUCGACGACGUUGCCACGGUUGGUCGCCAGAUCUUUGCUGAUACCGCUGCUUCCCUGUCCGAGACCUCGAAAGAGGUCGCUCGGCAGGUGCAGCCAUCGGACGAAGAGACACAAGCUUUGCAGGGAGCUGGCGCGGACGAGGGACAUGAAGUAUCCCGCGAAGAAUUGAAGGAAGAAGUCGCGAAUGUGGUUGAGAUCGCUGGCAAGGGAGUUGCGCGCACAGAGCAAGCGGCAGUGGAGAGCGCUAAGGAGCAUUUGUCAGGUCAAGAACGGGAUACACUGUUAUACCGACUGAAGCAAGCCGUCUCGAAGCUUCGUCAGCGAACCGACUACACGAAUUCCGUUUCGACUAUCACGCAGUUCAUACAGCGCUACGCAGCUUUAUACGCCACUGCCGCCGAAGAUACAGCUGCAGCGGCGCAGGAAGAUGUCGAGGCAAAUGAGGAUUUCAAAAAGGCAGUUGAUCACUUCUGGAAGUUACUGCGGCUGUUUGGAGACUCCAAGGAGUGGGAUAGACUCAAGGAAAAGUUUCAUGACGUCCUUCGCCACGCUGAUAAGGAUCCCGAGUUUGAGCGCUUGAUGGGGGAUGUCACCGGCUCGCUACAGGACAUGCUUACCGAUCCGGCAUUUUUCGAUUCCGCAUCUGAGAAGCUCGAUGAGUUGCAGCAGCAGUCGGAGAAGGUAGGCUCUGAGACGGGGAUUCGUAAGGAUAUGGAUGAGUUUUUGGCUCAAGCGAAGCGAACCCUGCGAAGUGUUCCCGCCGACAACGAGGUGUCCAAACUGGUCAAUGCGACGAAGAAGCUACAUCACGAUGCAUACAAUGCCUACAAAGACAACAAGGCUGAUAUCCCCGUUGACCUUGCGAAUAUCUUUCUUCCUAUGUUCUUGCGCAUGAUCCAGUACAUUCCCAUCCCCCGACUGGAAGUGUCGGCGCCGGAGAUGGACCUGCUGCUCGAGAAUCUGGUCCUUGAACCCGGCCGGACAGUCAACAGCUCAUCUUUCCUACCAUACCGCAUCAACCUGCUUACACGCAAUGAUAUAGACAUUGUGAAAAAGCAUGCCAAGCGCACAGACACUACCAUCAAGACCGCCUUCACACUGAACAUUCAUGGCCUCAAUCUGAGUGCCCAAGACUUCGGGUACUGGCUGCGAACACACACUGGACUUUUCUUCCACCUCAAAGACGAAGGAAUCGCCAGCUUCUACCUCGACCGCCGAGGCAUCGAUAUUUCACUCGACGUCGAAGUAGGUCGCGGCCGCCUCGAGCAAAUCUUCUCUCUGCGCGGUGUCCGCGUCCGCAUCCACAAGCUCGACUACAAAGUCUCCCAAAGCAAAUGGAGGUUCCUCCUAUGGCUGACCAAGCCGUUUCUGAAACACCUGGUACGACGUGUCCUAGAGAAGAAGAUCGCCGAAGAGAUUGUUGCAGCUGCCUUUGCCCUGAAUCGAGAGCUGGUCUUUGCUCGGGAGCGGCUUCGUGCGGCUCGUAUCGCCAAUCCGCAGGAUUUGGCGACAUUUGUGCGCGCGGUCCUUGCACGGCUCCGGCCGGCUGAUAUGGACGUGGAAACUCGGGUGGCUCUGGAACCACCGAAGAGUGGCGUUUUCAAGGGCGUUUAUGCGCCUGGUAGCAUUGUCAAGACUUGGCAUGAGCAGGCUACUGCUGCUCAGGAGGCGAUUGAUGAUGGGGAUGAGACGCACGGUGUGGGACACACCUGGCGUAACGAUAUCUUUGAUGUUGCAAGGGCUUAG
Penicillium brasilianum is the source of this 2202-nucleotide messenger RNA. Lineage: Eukaryota; Fungi; Ascomycota; Eurotiomycetes; Eurotiales; Aspergillaceae. The record is from the annotation of a GenBank genome assembly.